AACCACCUCGCCCUCCAACCGCAGCCUAGAGUUUCUGGGGACCAGGAUACACGUUAGGAUUCAGAAGCCCUGGCCAAGCCGCGGAAGCCUCGGAAACCUGCGAGUUUCAUCUAAGAAAAAGCGCACCGGUAUUCCUUCAUCCCCACCUGCUUUGGCUCAGCCUUUAGCACCCCACCCCCUGGAAUCCAUUUUAGCUUUCUUUUUAUUAUUAUUAUUAUUAUUAAUAUUUUUAAUCAUUACUAUAUAUAUAUUUUUUCUUUCUUUCUGAAGAGAGACAUAGAGAGGUUACGGGAGGGAGGUGUAGUGGGGUGGGAACGAAGCGCUUUGAUUAGAGAUCUCCGGGGAGAAGAUUGCUCUCCCCAGUUGCUGAUUUCCAAAGCACUUGACAAUCACCGGCAGAACCCGCGAGCGGGCGGCGGCGGCGGCACCGGCCGGGGGGCAGCUCGAGCCCAGCGCUGAGUCCUGCCUAGUCUGCCCUGGACGGACGCACGCGCCGAGACCCGGCCGGGACCUGCCCUCCAUCCCGUGCCCUGGAAGAAGGCGGCGGGCUCUACCUCCCGCCUGGGAGACGGGCGAGGCUUGAAGGCAGCGUGAGUGGCAGUGGCGGCCCCCGACAGGGCUCAGUCAGCGCGCGGUGAGCGGCGGCGCCCACAGCCCCGGCCCCACUGCCGGCUCCGACGCGGCCGGGAGGCGGCCGACACGACCUAGGCUCCCAGGGCUAGCCCCGCAGCGUCCCGGGAACAUCUGCGCGCCCGGCCCCGCGCUCCGUGGAGAGGGCGAUGGGUCCUAGUCGGGACUGAGCGCCCCUACCCCUCUCCUCAACCCCUUGGGUCUCCUCCCUCCGCCUCCUCGAGGGCGAGCGGCCAUCUGCGCCGCCCCUUCCCUCUCCCGUGUCCCCAGCUCCCCUUCCCUCUGUCCCCUCCCUUCCCGGACCCAUUCCCCGGGCCACCAUGGCUGCGGCCAUCGCCAGCGGCUUGAUCCGCCAGAAGCGUCAGGCGCGGGAGCAGCACUGGGACCGGCCGUCUGCCAGCAGGAGGCGGAGCAGCCCCAGCAAGAACCGCGGGCUCUGCAACGGCAACCUGGUGGAUAUCUUCUCCAAAGUGCGCAUCUUCGGCCUCAAGAAGCGCAGGUUGCGGCGCCAAGAUCCCCAGCUCAAGGGUAUAGUGACCAGGUUAUAUUGCAGGCAAGGCUACUACUUGCAAAUGCACCCCGAUGGAGCUCUCGAUGGAACCAAGGAUGACAGCACUAAUUCUACACUGUUCAACCUCAUACCAGUGGGACUGCGCGUUGUUGCCAUCCAGGGCGUGAAGACAGGGUUGUAUAUAGCCAUGAAUGGAGAAGGUUACCUCUACCCAUCAGAACUUUUUACUCCUGAAUGCAAGUUUAAAGAAUCUGUUUUUGAAAACUAUUACGUAAUCUACUCAUCUAUGCUGUACAGACAACAGGAAUCUGGUAGAGCCUGGUUUUUGGGAUUGAAUAAGGAAGGGCAAGUCAUGAAAGGAAACAGAGUAAAGAAAACCAAACCAGCAGCUCAUUUUCUACCUAAGCCAUUGGAAGUUGCCAUGUACCGAGAACCGUCUUUGCAUGACGUCGGAGAAACGGUCCCGAAGGCCGGGGUGACGCCGAGUAAAAGCACAAGCGCGUCGGCAAUCAUGAAUGGCGGCAAACCAGUCAACAAAAGUAAGACGACAUAGCCAGAUCCCCACCGGUGUUGUGACUCAGUCGUCCCGCGCGCAGUUGAGUGAUUUAUCCUUGCCAGACAGUCCUGCUCCGUGGCUGAGGCGCGGCUGGAAGUCGGCCGGUGCUUGCUCUCGGCUCGCUCGAACUUCUUGGUUGCAAGUGGAUAAAUCUCAACCUGUUGCACCCCCAGAACAAGAAGACGCCUGGACAACCAGCUAAACUCAGACCAUGGAAUGCCCUACCAGAUAUGGAAUGCCUUUUUAAUAUCUUUUCUGUGACCGUGACACUUCAUGUGAAUGACAUACUU
Ailuropoda melanoleuca (giant panda) is the source of this 1987-nucleotide messenger RNA. It is a transcript of the gene FGF14, whose product is annotated as fibroblast growth factor 14. The transcript is spliced from 5 exons. Lineage: Eukaryota; Metazoa; Chordata; Mammalia; Carnivora; Ursidae. The record is from RefSeq and is a predicted model, not a curated record. Gene Ontology annotation, molecular function: growth factor activity. The coding region runs from base 951 to 1694 and encodes 247 amino acids.